Messenger RNA from Bemisia tabaci, 4720 nucleotides. Its product is annotated as solute carrier family 2, facilitated glucose transporter member 1. Lineage: Eukaryota; Metazoa; Arthropoda; Insecta; Hemiptera; Aleyrodidae. Gene Ontology annotation, biological process: monosaccharide transmembrane transport. Gene Ontology annotation, cellular component: membrane. The record is from RefSeq and is a predicted model, not a curated record. Gene Ontology annotation, molecular function: hexose transmembrane transporter activity.
GGGCCGCGUGGUGGAGAUGAUCCGGUUGGACCGGGAGGACAGCCCGGACAGCGUGGGCUACAUCGAGGAUGACCACCCCCUGCGGCACGAGAUGGCGGCGCAAACGCUGUCCCUCCUGGCCGCCCCGGAGCGGAAGAGGGGCGACAUCUCCAUGACCUCCUCCACCACCGACAUGGACGCCGGGCUCAUCUACAGCAGGGAUCGACGCCGCGUCCCCUCACAGAGCGCGAACGGGCGGUUGCUAUUCGCGAUAUCUGCAGCGGCGCUUGGCUCCGCCUUUCAACACGGUUACAACACAGGAGUAGUCAACGCCCCGCAAUCCUUGAUCGAGUCAUGGAUCUCGGACGUGCUGCGGAACCGAUCGGGGGCGGGAGCCGAGUACAAGCCGGAGCCCUCGCAAGUGACGAUGAUCUGGUCGAUCGCGGUGUCCAUCUUCUGCGUGGGCGGCAUGAUCGGCGGAUCCCUCACCGGUCUCAUCGCCGAGAAGCUCGGCAGGAAGUACGGACUCCUCUACAACAACAUCCUCGUCCUCGCCGGAUGCCUCCUCCAACAACAUUCGAAAAAUUUUGGAUCCUAUGAAAUGUUUAUCGCCGGGCGAUUUUUCAUCGGUGUUAACUGUGGUUUGAAUGCCGGUCUCGUUCCAAUGUACUUGAGUGAAAUAUCGCCAAUGAAUCUUCGUGGAGCGGUCGGAACCGUGUAUCAGUUAGUUGUCACAAUCUCGAUCCUCAUCUCUCAGAUAUUUGGACUAAAAUCAGUGUUCGGAACAGCUGAAAACUGGCCACUCUUGUUCGAAAUAGCUCUGCUCCCCUCCAUCUUCCAAGUCAUCACGCUUCCUUUCUGCCCAGAAUCCCCGCGGCACACACUCUUACACCACGGUCUAGAACUUCAAGCUCAAAAAGAUCUGUCGUGGUUCCGGGGAACAAUCGAAGUACAUGAUGAGAUGGAAGAGAUGAAAAACGAGUACGAAGCCAUGAAGCUCACCCCACAAGUAACAAUCAGAGAAAUGCUAUCGAACGCUCAACUCCGCAUCCCCCUUUUCAUUGCAGCUAUGGUGAUGGUGUGUCAGCAGCUAUCAGGAAUCAAUGCUGUUAUGUUCUUUUCGACGAAGAUCUUCAAGAUGGCUCAGCUCUCAGAUGAGGCAGCCCAAUACAGUACGUUAGGCAUGGGUUCAAUGAAUGUGCUCAUGACCUUAAUUUCAUUGGUCCUUGUAGAGAAAGCUGGACGAAAAACACUCCUCCUGAUUGGGUUCUCUGGAAUGUUUGUUGACACUGUUCUCUUGACCAUCUGCCUUGCUUUUGUAGAAAAAUCGAUAGUCAUCUCAUACUUCUGCAUAUUGCUGGUCAUUGUGUUCGUUGUCAUGUUUGCUGUCGGACCCGGAUCUAUACCUUGGUUCCUUGUCUCUGAACUGUUCAAUCAGUCUGCCCGCCCGACUGCUGCAAGUAUUGCUGUUGCUGUCAACUGGACAGCCAAUUUCAUGGUUGGCCUUGGAUUCCUCCCUCUCCAGGAGGCUCUGGGAAGCAAUGUGUUUGUGAUUUUUGCAGUCCUAUUGGGUUUGUUUGUCCUCUUUGUUUGGAAAAAGGUCCCAGAAACAAAAAACAAAACGAUGGAAGAAAUCUCAUCCAUGUUCAGGCAGAUAUCCUACCAGUAAACUCUCAAACCCGUUCUCAAAUGAGAAUAUUCCAUGUCUCUUUUUUUUUCUUGUCAAGAUUAACUCAAUGUUGCCAGUUAUGAGGAAUACUGGAACUCAUCUACACUCAUCUUGAGGGAUUCCAAUUUUUCUUUAAGGAGUGGCAACAUCAUAUAAACCGUACUCAGGACUGCCAGUUGUUAUUCAUUAAUUGCUAUAACCGUUACUUACGGAACUUCUCUCAGGAAGUAUCCCACUUUAUGAUCCAAAAUUAUAGAUUAAAUAGUCUCGAGCCAUGAGAUAUAUUACUCCUUUUUUCAAUACAGUAAAAUAAAGUCUAGAAACUCCAACAAGAAACUGAAAGAGGUGAUCAAAAUCAACUGCUUGAAUGAAGUUGUGGAAUGAUUUGUUUCUUAGCACAUUAUUUAACUAUAUUACAUACAAUCAUUUUCUCCCUGAAAAAUGAAUAUUUUCAGAGGUUUGUCUGUUGAGAUUGUAACUCAAGUUUCAAUUUUUCAAGCUUUAAAUGGUCAUAAUGCUUUUAAGUUGGUUUAAGAAAGGCCCAGUCAAGUUAAAUUUGCAAAUCUUGACUCCCAUUGUUGAUUACUGUUUUAGAUCAAGCGCAAACUAAAUAUUUUUCAUUGAUAAUGAUAUGAUAGGAUAUUUUAAAAUUAUCUAAGGAAAUAAUGAGAUAUCAAAGAGGUAUAUUUUUAAAUUUGUUGAAUUAUGAAUAACUGUUGAGCCUCUAUUAUGGAGAGUUAUUUUAAAAGGAGGUGAAGACAGUAAAAUUUUAGAUAAUUUUCAAAUAGUAUUUUUUAAUCACAUUGAUUUUAAUGCAAGUUUUUCCAGCUGUUAGCUCAUCUUAGAGCAGGUUGUUAUACUGAAUUAGGUAGAAGUCCAUAGUUUUAUUGUUUUUAGGCAGGGUAUGAUUUUGAAUAAUGAGUUGAUGUGAUAGAAUUGAAAUUGUUUAAAGUAUUUUUAGUCAUUGAUUUUUUCCUUUGAAGAAUUUAUCAAGGCUUAUUAUCAAAUGGUGCUACAUAAAUCAACAACCUAAUAAAUGAAGACAAAUUUUUGUCCUGGGCCUUGAUCCAAAUUGGCCCUGUGCAGCUUGCUUCAUUCAUUGAAUGCAAUGUUUUUUGUUUUAUUUACUUCUUUUUGAUAAUUUCUCCCAAAAAAUGUCACCAUCUAUAAACGGAAUAUUUUCAGGUUGCCAAGACGGAAGGGAACUAGAAAUUAUCAUGAUAACACUACGUAUUAUUAUUUUUUUCCUCACUUCUUUUUUUUAGGUGGGGGGAGGGGGUUGGUUAAAAAUAGAAUGAAAGUGUCAAAGUUGCUGAAACCCCCUGAAUUAUCUGUAAAUAAAUGUGUAUAUACUUUGUGUCACAAUAAACAGCCAUUGUUCAAAUGUUCUAUUGUGAAACCAAGAGCAAAAAGAAAAAAAUUCUAAACUGUAUUUUCAAGAGAUACUGUACGCAAAAAUAUUGAAUAGCUUAAAAAACGUCUUAUUUAAAAUAAAUACUUUUUAUUUAGAGGGAAAAAGUUAGUAGUGCAAAUGCUGUAAAAUCUGAAAACAAGCAAGAAAGUGGUACAAGAAAAGAAGUCGAACGUUGAUGAAGUUAAGAAGUGAAUUUUCCAUGUUAAUUUAUAGCGAUUAGUCAUAAGCGUCAUGUUUGAAAUGCCUCUAUUGGCUUUCUUUUUUUACCUCAGGACAAAUUGAGUCUAAAAUUCACCACAGCCAAAAAGAGAGGCAAUUGCAUUUUUAUAAUUUUUUGCCGAGACCGUCUUAAACGACCAAACCUGAACUAACCUCUUUUUUACAUUCUUUGGAACAUCCUUACUUGCAAUCACAAAUGGAGAUCAAGAUAGCAACUAAUGACCACACAUGACUUUCUGACAUCAUUUCCCAACUUUGAAUACUUUCAUUUCAUUAUCAUAGCGUCCAGUAUAAUUUUUCCUUCAUUCUCCCUUUUGAAAAUGUCUAGGAUCAUCUAAAACCUUUUAACUUUUUAAGUAAUCGCAGCAUUGUGGUGAAUCCCUGGAAUUUUUUGGACAAUUCACUUUUCUAGAACUUCUUCAUUUUGUGAGACUUCUGAAUUCUAAUACUCCUGUCAAAGAAAGAUAUAUAGACGUAUUUGAUCAUCACCCGUACUCAAAUUUGUGCAAACAUUUGCACAAAAUUUUUGUUUUAGGUUCUUAGUUAAUUAAUUGUUUCUUACUUUGAGUGUACAAAGCUGUCUCAAAUUUUAGAAAUCAUCCUUCCAAGUUAUACCUGAUUUAUCUGUCAAAACCCACGAGUAUGAUCCUUGUGAGCAUAGUGGAUUAAGUUAUUUUUAGAGAAUGGAUGUACAUUUUUAAUUGUUUUUACUCAUCAUUUGUACAUACCUGUUACUAAUUUUUAUACUGUAGAAUAAGUGGGUACCAGCCCAGCUUUCAAAUGUACUGUUGUUGCCAAGUUUACUCAGUAAAAUAUUUAAGUUCAGCCACUGUAAAUGUGAAAUUGAAGAAACAAAUGCUAGCAACACUUCACCUUGUAUAAAAAGGAUUUUAUUUUUUGACCUUAUUCCUUCACUGAAAUUGUUAUUUUUCCAGCUAGAAUAUGUUUAUUGAUAAAUCUUUGCAGAAUUUACAAAGCCUUCCCAAGAAUCCUCUGUGUAUUUAAUUUUGUAUUUUACAUCAUUUUAAUGCAAAAAUCUCAUAAAGGGUAAUGUGAAAUAAUUUUACUCAUUCAAAUCCCGAAUUUGUGCACAACUCUCAAGCAGAUAUGUUGGAAUCUUUGCAAAAUGAAAACGAAAAUACUGGUGUAAUAAUGCUCUAAUCCUGUUCUAUGGCUAUAUUUUUUAUUGUCGAACUGAGAAUUUUGAUUUUCCAACCUUUUUUAAAAUUAAUUUCAUAUAUGUGACAGAUUUUGUGUAUUUUGUCGUCCUUGAAAUAUAUAGAAUCAGGAAAAAUAUUUUCUGAUUAAAAUACACUCUUGUAUAGUAUUUUUAUUUAUAUGAUUAGUUUUUACAUAAAGAUUAGUAUAAUCUAAGCAAUAGUUUGUGCAUAGCUUUCUCUAUUCCCUGUUUGAAAGUAAAAUAAAAAUAGUGAAAUGCA